This is a messenger RNA of [Torrubiella] hemipterigena, 1434 nucleotides long. NCBI's taxonomy places the organism in Eukaryota, Fungi, Ascomycota, Sordariomycetes, Hypocreales, Clavicipitaceae. The record is from the annotation of a GenBank genome assembly.
AAAAUAUGAGAUGCGGAGGCUAUUGGCAGAAUACUUAUCAAAAUCACUUACUCAUUAUUGUCACAUAUUUUAGCUGGCAAUUGAGUCUUUUUAAGACAAUUAUUGAAUCCCAGCUAGCAAAUAAGCCUACCAGCCCUUGUCCUUGUCAAAACUGCGGCAAGAAAAGACAUCGUUAUCACCAUGGCGGAUGCGGACCACCACGCGAAGACCCCGCCUGCUCAUGAGUCUUCUUGGGCCGGAGUAGAGGAUAAUGCUGACGACCCUGAGGAAGUGAGCGUCAUUUUCUCUGCUCUCGAUUCGUUCUCACAAUACGCAAAGAUUGCACACUUCAACGUAACCCAUCUCCGACGUCGGUCAUUCUAUGCUCUUCCUCAAGCUCACUGGCAGAUGCUUGCUGCGCCGCCUUUCAACUAUCUCAAGACUCUAGACGACACAGAUGCAGCCAUUGACUCCAAUGCAGAGCUCUCUCGAGCCAUUCUCAAAUCCGGUUUGCAGUCCUUCAGCCCAAUUCUGGAGUCGGAAGAUAGACCAACAAUACAGAUGCCCAAAGAAUGGGCUGGCAUCGCCAAGCACUCAGACAUAGACAAGGCCAGAAGCACUAUACGCCAGUUCUAUCGCGAUUGGACAGAAGCAGGUGUCAAAGAACGAGAGGUAUCAUACGGUCCCGUUCUAAAGGCACUGCAAGAGGAGCGAGCCAAGAGAGAAGAGGGCUCUGAGCUAUAUAAAGUUCUGGUACCCGGUGCCGGGUUGGGUCGUUUAGUAUUUGAUCUUUGUCAUGCUGGCUACGAUGUCGAAGGCAACGAGAUUUCUUACCAUCAGCUUCUCGCCUCGUCAUACAUCCUCAACGAAUGCCCCGCAGCAGGAACCCAUACAAUAUUCCCUUGGAUUCAUACGUUUUCGAAUCACUUGACACGAAGCAACCACCUACGCAGUUACAAAGUCCCUGAUAUUCACCCUGGCCAAACACUAGCCAGUGCUUCUGGUGUUGGAACGAUGGCCAUGUGCGCAGCCGAUUUCCUUUGUCUCUACGGCGAUGAGGAACAUGUCGAGCAAUACGACGCUGUAGCCACAGUCUUCUUCCUCGACACAGCCCCAAACUUAAUACGAUACCUGGAAGUCAUUAAGAGCUGUUUAAAACCCGGGGGUAUCCUCGUAAACGUUGGCCCACUACUGUGGCAUUUUGAAAACAAUGCACCUGGCAAUCACGGACAUGAUGACGACGGCGAUGGCGAACACGACCCCAACAACUCCUCAGGGAUCGCUGACCCGGGCAGCUUCGAGCUUGCCAAUGACGAGGUUCUCGCCUUGCUGGAAGCGAUGGGAUUCAAAGUGGAGUGGACGCAGGAUGGAAUUGCAGCUCCGUACAUUCAGGACAGCGAGAGCAUGUUGCAGACGGUAUACCAAGCGUCCGCAUGGGUUGCGCGCAAACAAUAA